Messenger RNA from Symbiodinium sp. CCMP2592, 333 nucleotides. NCBI's taxonomy places the organism in Eukaryota, Dinophyceae, Suessiales, Symbiodiniaceae. The record is from the annotation of a GenBank genome assembly.
AUGGAGUUCUUUCCAGAUGUUCUUGUCCCACUCCCAGCUCUGCAAAGCAUGGCCCAGGUUGCUGAAGGUGAGAAUGGAUUCGAGGAGAACGCCGUCGUCAAUAUCACCAACACAUGGGACGGCUACGCGUACUGUGUGGUGUGGAACACCGCUGAGCAAAAAGUCGACCACGAAGGCUGGCUGCCGCAGUCAAAACUCACAGACUUGUCUUCGGAGACACACACCGUCGAGACGGGGUGGAGGUUGCCAUUUCAAGAGUUGCUUCGCUACAUCACCAUCGCUGUGGUAGUUCAUGAGCUGCUCCGAUCUUGUCCGGGCUUGGUUCUGUUCUGA